GUGUCAUCCUACGACGUUACUUUCGUAAAAUUUCGUAGGAUUUCGUAGACUUUUCAUAGACAUGGACAGGCAUGGAGAUCUAAAACUCCAUGGUCAUAGAAUUUUGUAAAGAUGUCGGAGCAAAUGUAGUGAAUGUGGAUCCACCUUUACAUACAGUGCCGGUUUCCUCAUCGUUUAGAACCUCAUCAAAACACGCAACACACGCAAACCACAUCAGACGCAUCAGACCAACGCAAACCAAAGAAAAGAAUACAUAGUCCAGAAUAGUCUAUUGAUUAUUCAACCGUAUAAAAAAUAAAAUGGAACAAAACAAUCCAACAAAUUAUCCACCACGUUGUAUUAAUACAACUGGAGUUACUGAUCAAUCAUCUGUGGCUGGCAGUAGUACAAUGAUGUCAGGUUCUUCGAGUAAUCCAAGAGCUGUAACAGAUGAUCAAAAAGAACUCAUACACAAACUUGUAUAUUAUCAAACUCUUUAUGAACAUCCAAGUAACGAAGAUCUUGCAAGAAUUACGGAUUAUCAGCCAUCAGAAGGUGAUGAUCCAAGUGAUGCUGAAUUUAGACAUAUCAUAGAAAUGACAAGAUUAACAGUACAAUUAGUUGUUGAAUUUGCAAAAAAUUUAGAGGGUUUUGAUAAAUUAUUACGUGAAGAUCAAAUUACAUUACUUAAAGCAUGUUCAAGUGAAGUAAUGAUGCUAAGAAUGGCAAGAAAAUAUGAUGUACAAACAGAUAGUAUUGUAUUUGCAAAUAAUCAACCUUAUACAAAAGAAAGUUAUAAUUUUGCUGGUUUAGGUGAUGACAUUGAGAGCUUACUUCGUUUUUGUAGAUAUAUGGAUAGUAUGAAAGUCAACAAUGGUGAAUAUGCAUUAUUAACAGCAAUUGUAACAUUCUCAGAACGUCCAGGUGUAUUGGAAGGUUGGAAAGUUAAAAAGAUACAAGAAGUAUAUAUGGCUACAUUGAAAGCUUAUGUUAACAGUCGUAUUGAUCCAGAUAAUGAUAUUCGUUAUGCAAAUUUAUUGUCAGUAUUGACAGUAUUACGUUCACUUGGUGACCAAAAUAAGAACACUUUGAAGCCAAAAAAUGAAAAGCUACCUCCUUUUCUUGUUGAAAUUUGGGAUUUACUUGCAUAAUUUAAUUUUAAUAAU
Messenger RNA from Aphidius gifuensis, 1145 nucleotides. Its product is annotated as ecdysone receptor-like. Gene Ontology annotation, biological process: cell differentiation; negative regulation of transcription by RNA polymerase II; ecdysone receptor signaling pathway. The transcript has 4 exons. Lineage: Eukaryota; Metazoa; Arthropoda; Insecta; Hymenoptera; Braconidae. Gene Ontology annotation, cellular component: nucleus. Bases 300 to 1130 code for a protein of 276 amino acids. Gene Ontology annotation, molecular function: ecdysone binding; RNA polymerase II cis-regulatory region sequence-specific DNA binding; nuclear receptor activity. The record is from RefSeq and is a predicted model, not a curated record.